Molecule: messenger RNA, 2139 nt
Organism: Penicillium chermesinum
Lineage: Eukaryota; Fungi; Ascomycota; Eurotiomycetes; Eurotiales; Aspergillaceae
Gene: rok1
Product: RNA-dependent ATPase ROK1
Exons: 2
Coding region: 1-2139 (712 amino acids)
Biological process (GO): maturation of SSU-rRNA
Cellular component (GO): 90S preribosome
Molecular function (GO): ATP binding; nucleic acid binding; RNA helicase activity
Source: RefSeq, a predicted model, not a curated record
AUGGACGCAUUUAAACUGCUGACGCGGUCCUCAAAACUGAAGCCAGCGGCCUCGAGCUCCCAGCCUGCAUCUCGGCUCCCAUCAACGGGAAAGGCAGCGCAUGCACAGCUAUUCCGGUCUGCAGAUGCCGACAAGCUCGAGUCUGCGCCAGGCAAAAAAAGAAAGCGAGCGGUUGAUAGCACCGAGCAAGAUAAUGGGGAGGUUACUGCAGACCUGGACUUUUUCCAAUCUAACAAGCGCUCCGCUCCAGCUCCGACGGCCCGCUCCAACGAGGACGAUGAAGACAAGGACUCCGACGUCGACGAGGCUAAUGACGAAGAUGCUAUGGACGAAGUGCAACGGCGCACUAUCCUUAAUUCACACAAGAUCAAGAUAACUGAUCUUCGUGACAUGGACGAUAUUCAACCUACAAUCCCAGUCAAGGAAUCGAAGAAGAAGAAGAACAAGAAGGAACUGAAGCGUGCCCGUCGCAUAUAUCCACAGCCUUUAGUUUCCUUCAAGGAACUUCGCAGUCGAUACAAUAUCUCGCGACGACUAGCAGAGAAUGUUGCGGAACAAGGAUUCACGCUGCCCACGGAGAUUCAGCUUGGCAGUCUUCCUCUCUUACUCGGCGACUCUUCUAUUCCCUCGUCAGAACCGGAUCUACUAGCAGUCGCGCCUACAGGGAGCGGCAAAACUCUGUCUUUCAUGAUUCCUGUCAUCAACAAAAUUGUUCGCCACCAUCACACUCAGCCGGAGGAGAAAGGUAUCCUAUCGGUCGUCGUGGCACCCACGAAAGAGCUUGCUAGCCAAAUAGUUAAUGAAGGACGGAAGCUUGUUGCAGGAACCGGCGUUAAAAUCACAUUGAUGAGAAAAGGAAUGAAGGUUGUCGACCGCCAGGGCGACAGCGAUGCCAACAUGCUUGAUGAGAAUGACGAGGAUUCUGCGGAAUCGGAUGAAGAAGCUGAGCAUGAAGGCCUGAAAAAGGGUCAGAACCACGCACCAGUCACCAAAAGCGAUAUUUUGGUGACCACACCCCUCAUGCUGGUGAAUUCAUUGUCAGAAAAUCAGACGACGAGCAUGGCGCAAUUGCCAUUAGUACGAAGCUUGGUGCUGGAUGAAGCAGAUGUUCUUCUCGACCCCCUUUUCCGGGAGCAAACACUCGAUAUCUGGCGCUCAUGUGUGCAUCCUGACUUACGGGUUAGCCUAUGGUCCGCUACCAUGGGAUCCAAUGUCGAGGAUAUCACUCGUGACACCGUCAAAGAGCGCCAGGCAUUAAGCGGGAACAUGCCGAAUCCACACCCGCUGUUACGCUUGGUCGUCGGCCUCAAGGACUCGGCUAUUCCCAACAUCGACCAUCGACUUGUUUACGCAGCUACGGAGCAAGGAAAACUUCUUGGUCUUCGCCAGUUACUUCAUCCAGCCGCUGCUUCCGCAUCGGACAUUCGCCUACGACCUCCAUUCCUCAUCUUCACCCAAACCAUACCCCGAGCGAUUGCCUUGCAUUCCGAACUGAAAUACGACAUUCCUGCUGAAGCCGGAGGCUCAUCCCGGAUCGCCGUGCUCCACUCCGACCUCUCUGACAACCAACGGUCCGAUAUCAUGCGUGAAUUCCGCAAGGGCGAGAUCUGGAUCCUGGUAACAACUGAUCUCCUCGCUCGAGGCGUUGAUUUCCGCGGCAUCAACGGUGUUGUCAAUUACGAUAUCCCCAAUUCCGCCGCUGUCUAUGUUCAUCGCGUAGGCAGAACCGGUCGCGCUGGUCGCGAGGGCGGCAUCGCCGUGACAUACUACACAAAAGAGGAUAUUCCGUAUGUCAAGAGCAUCGCUAAUGUGAUCGAUGCUAGCGAGAAGCUUCGCGGGGGCAAAGGCGACAAGUCUAUUCAGAAAUGGCUCCUCGAUUCGCUGCCCGACCUUUCCAAGAACUCCAAGAAGGAACUCAAGAAACACGGUGUCAAGGCUCGCCAGUCAUCAAAGCACGUUGGCAAGGACCAAGACGAUGGUAGGAACAAGCGAGCAGCUCGUAUUAGCACCAAGAGUGGCUUUGAGCGCCGCAUGGAGAACCGGAAGAGGGGUGCUAUUGAGGGAAGUCGCAGGAGAAAGGCGGCGGCUGCGGAAGAUGGCAAUAAGAGCGAGGGCAGCUGGGAUGGCCUGGACGAUUGA